AUGGCCAAGAAGGCACGUCAAAGAAUCAGCUAUGUUCUCGAGCGCGCCGAUAAGCAGGCCGGAGGCCACAAGCUCGGUGUCAAUGGUCUCGCCGUCGACCGAGACCAGUCAAUCCUCUACUCUGGAGGUCGCGACGGUACAAUAUGUGCCUGGGACUUGAAUCUCGACCUCACCGGCAGAGCGACGUCCUCUGCAAUCGACUCAACUUCGACCGACGCCUCCAAGUCCAAGAACACCACAAAGUUCCGCGCCCAGACUCUCGCUCAUACCAACUGGAUCUGCGACAUCGCGUUGGCACAGAGCAAUAGCGCUGUCAUAACCGCAUCCCAGGACCAGAUUGUCAAGCUCUGGCGACCGCACGCGAACCAGAACGACGAGCCCCAUAAGAUUGGAGAACAUGCCGACUAUGUCAAGUGUGUCGCAUCGCCGGGGCAGCAAUCCUCUUGGGUGGCCACUGGAGGCUUUGACCGCAAGGUGUAUUUGUGGGACCUGAAUGGCGGCGGGAAGACGCUGGAAAUCGAUACCAUAGGCGAAGAGGUUCCGGAGAAGGGCUCUGUGUACUCACUAAGCACCACGGAGAACAUGUUGGCUUACGGCGGCCCCGAGUCCAUCCUGCAUCUUUGGGACCCAAGGGCCGGGAAACGCAUCACCAAGUUCCGUGGGCACACAUCCAACAUUCGGUCUAUCUUGCUGAGUGCGGCAGGCGAUAUGGUCAUGACGGGCAGUGCAGACCAAACGGUCAAGGUCUGGAGUGUCACCGCUGGUCGCUGCAUGCACACCCUUACCAUGCAUAACGACAGCGUUUGGUCGCUCUACUCCGAAGACCCCGAGCUAUCGGUAUUUUACAGCACCGACCGUUCUGGCUUGAUCGCAAAGACCGACGUGCGGGGGACGAGGGGGGAAAUGGACGAAGGCCUCUCACUUGCCGUCGCUCAAGAACACGACACCGUAUUCAGGGUCGUGGCUGCCGGCGAUUACAUGUGGACUGCGACCCAGAGAUCAUCCAUCAACCGCUGGCAUAAUAUCGAUACGGGCGCCGAUGUCCCCCUGCCGGAAUCUUUCAGGCAACAACGAGCCUCCAUUGCUGCCAACCUCCCGCACUCGAAAUCGUCGCCUGUCACUAAUGGAAAGCCGAAGGAAGUCCCAGCAAGAUCAAUUCUCAGGAUAUCCAACACGGCGAGAUUCCCGGCACCCGAGGUCGCUCCCAAUGCAGACGCCGAUACACAGACUAUUGAGUCUGUUGUCCAUGUAUUGGAACCGAUACAGCAUGUACCAGAAGAAACAAUUGAGGGCCAGUUUGGUCUAGUUAAGCACCGCCUACUGGCUGACAAGCGUAGAGUGCUUACCCUAGACACAGCAGGCGACGUGCUUUUGUGGGACCUAAUACAAUGCAAACCCGUUCAGAGCUUUGGCAAGAAGCACCUCGAGGACGUUGAGCCACUGGUGAACACUCUCGAAAACGUCUCACCAUGGUGCUCAGUCGAUACAAGCUCUGGCAACCUCACAGUUGUCUUGGAACCUUUCAAUUGUUUUGACGCAGAACUGUACGCUGAUGAGCUAGUCCUGGAUGAGCCUGUUGAAUUCAGGGAAGAUCAAAGAAUCAACCAUGGAAAGUGGAUCUUGAGAUACCUCUUCUCAAAUUUGAUCGAUGAAGAAAUCAGGCGCGACGAGGCUCACCGUCAAAAAUUGAACGAAACAGUCGAGCAGAAUAUAGCAGUGGCAAAGACGAGACCGCCCGUCAGCAUCACGAUUCCCACUUCCUCGAACUGGGAACAGGCGGCUGAAUCCCCAAUGACCCCCAGAGCUAAUGGCUCGCAGUAUGUACCCAUGACGCCGGGAAUGGGCAUCGGGCUUGCGACUCCUGGCCUUCCUGGAGUUAAGGAGGAAGGGGCAAACUCGGCGCUUCCUCUGGACAAGAGAACGUCUCAAGCCAGCCAACCGUCUCAGGAAAGGGAGGAUUACUUCACGAACGCAAUAGUAUCAGCGGAUGGCAACAACACUGCAAAACCUGCGGCAACCCCAUCCGAACAGCCAGCUGAGAAUGGCAAAGACAAGGAUAAGGAAAAAGACAAAGAUAAAGAUAAGGAAAAAGGCGAGGCCAAACAGCCGAGCACGCCCUUUGGAAAGAAGUUCCGUAUGGGGAUGUCCUUCGGCACCAAGAAGCUUGGCCGCUCAGCCUCAUCAACAGCAACAGAGAAGCCAGCGAUAUCGGAAGAGAAAACGGCAGAAUCGGAGUCAUCAUCAAAUCAUGAGCCCGAGAAGGAGUACGACGACAACUUCCAAGGCGUGGUCCAGAAACUCCAAGACGAGUAUGCAAAACAGUUAAUUGAUACCCCGGACAAGUCCAUCGAGACGAAAAUCACACCUAGCCUUACCAAUGAAACACCGGUGCUCAAGCUACCGCCAGGAACCAAGGUUAUCAUCCAGGAGGAAACUUCGGGAGGGAGUGCCGAGCUGUACCGCGGGACGAUUGAGACGGUUGGCGUCGACGCAGAUAUCAUCGAGAAGUGCGCCCCACAGUGGCUGGGUGAGGUUCUGCUGCUCAACACCGUCCCUCAGAAGGAACCCGUCAAGGUGUCGUUCGUGCUACACCCGUGGCCAGACUCGGGACUGCCGAGCCUCGCAUCUGCGGACGGGAACAACCGCUUGAAUGCCAACAAGAUGCUUCGUGUUAGGAAGAUCCUGGCAUACGUGGCGGAGAGGAUCGAUCCUACUUUUGAGCAGCCUGAGAACGACGCUGAGCCGAACCCCGACGCGAUGAAGGCGGAGGAGUAUCUUGAGCUCUACUGUAAUGAGCAGCUCCUGCCAAUCAACAUGACCCUCGCGACUCUGCGCGCCUACAUAUGGAAGGGCGGUAAUGACGUCGUUCUAUACUACAAGGCCAACGGGAAGAAGGAGAUUCCGCUGCCGCCGCCUGAACAGCCAGCGGCUGCGGAGACAGAAGCCCCGGCUGUUGAUCCUCCAGCUGCCGGCGAAGGCCUGGCUGGACAAGCUGCUGCCGCAGCAGUCUAA
Molecule: messenger RNA, 3012 nt
Organism: Diaporthe amygdali
Lineage: Eukaryota; Fungi; Ascomycota; Sordariomycetes; Diaporthales; Diaporthaceae
Exons: 6
Coding region: 1-3012 (1003 amino acids)
Biological process (GO): protein deubiquitination; double-strand break repair via homologous recombination
Molecular function (GO): ubiquitin binding
Source: RefSeq, a predicted model, not a curated record